GAUGCCGAAGUCAAAGGAACUCGUUUCUUCAAGCUCAUCUGGAAGUGAUUCAGAUAGUGAGGUUGAUCAAAAGGCAAAAAGAAAAAAGCAGCCCCCACCUGAGAAAGAAAAGCCAGCAAAGAAGCAGAAGUCGGGAGAAAGCUCCAAAGGAGCUGCCUCAGCUAAACAAAGCAGCAGCAGCAACCAGGAGGAUAACAUGUUCCAGAUUGGAAAAAUGCGGUAUGUUAGUGUUCGUGACUUCAAAGGAAAAGUACUCAUUGAUAUUAGAGAAUAUUUUAUGGACAACCAAGGAGAAAUGAAGCCAGGAAGGAAAGGUAUCUCUUUAAACCCUGAGCAGUGGAACCAGCUGAAGGAACAGAUGUCUGACAUUGAUGAUGCAAUAAGAAAACUGUAACCCUCCAUCCAUUGGCAGAGAAACCUCCAUGUUUUAGUUUUAAGCACUCUUUUUACAUUUGCAACUUUUGUUUUUCUACUUUAUUUGACAAAUGACCGUUCUUUUGAAUUGCAGAAUGAUUUGUACGCAUUUUUAUGUGCAUUAAAACAAGGCAGAUUUGAAAUACAGUUUGAGCCUCAAUUUACAACUGGAGAGGAAAAGAAAUCCCCCCCCCUCUUAGCCUUGACACUGCUUAUCCUAUGACCAAUGUGUGUGUUCCUGUUUUCUGCAUAGCUGUGAGCGGAAUUGUAUAUCUAGUUAUUUAUAUGCAUUCCUGUAGGGAGUCUCAUUACUGUUAGAUUAGAAUGGAGCAAAAGUUCUCGGUAUAGGCCAGAAAGUUACGAUCAUAUCCCUUUAAGUAAUGUCCUUAUGAAUUGUGUGAGAAUUUUUUUUUCUUUAUAAAUUGUUGUGUAUUAUCUUGACACUUCAAUAAAGGACAGUACCAUUACAA
Messenger RNA from Hyla sarda, 884 nucleotides. It is a transcript of the gene SUB1, whose product is annotated as SUB1 regulator of transcription. The record is from RefSeq and is a predicted model, not a curated record. Gene Ontology annotation, cellular component: nucleus; transcription regulator complex. Gene Ontology annotation, biological process: positive regulation of transcription initiation by RNA polymerase II. The coding region runs from base 2 to 394 and encodes 130 amino acids. NCBI's taxonomy places the organism in Eukaryota, Metazoa, Chordata, Amphibia, Anura, Hylidae. The transcript has 4 exons. Gene Ontology annotation, molecular function: transcription coactivator activity; DNA binding.